Amphimedon queenslandica is the source of this 798-nucleotide messenger RNA. Its product is annotated as chaperone protein HscA homolog. Lineage: Eukaryota; Metazoa; Porifera; Demospongiae; Haplosclerida; Niphatidae. The record is from RefSeq and is a predicted model, not a curated record. The transcript has 2 exons. Bases 1 to 798 code for a protein of 265 amino acids.
AUGACUUCUGAUGCUCCUGGUAUAACAAGGUUCACUCCAUUUGGCUCUCCUUUACCAUGUCCAGAGGAGGUUAAUCCUGAAAAGCUAUCAUUAGCUCUAGAACCAGAAGUAGCUGCUAUAUAUGCACAGCAUAAGUCAGAAGUAUCAGGAAAACCUCCACAGAGAUAUAUGGUAGUUGAUAUAGGAGGAGGUACAGUUGAUAUUACUGUACAUGAUAAGAGUAAUGGGAGAAUUAGUGAAGUAUUACCACCAAUGGGUAACACCUGGGGAGGAACAACCAUCAAUGAAGCAUUAUCAGAAUUACUACAAGAAAUAAUAAAUGAUAAAGGUUUUCAUAUUUUAUUGAAAUCUGAUCCCAUUAGUGCCAAAACUACACUAUAUGGGCUAUUUUACGAAAAGUUCGAAGAACAGAAAAUAAUAUUUGGAAAUGCAAUAGAAGGGUACAAUUUAUUUGAAGAGGUACCCACAAUAGAUAAGAUCCUUGAGUGCAUCGUGAGAGCAGCAAUUGAUGAGCUAACAGAUCAUAUUGAUACAGUUUAUCUAGUAGGAGGGUUUGGAGGGUGUAGGUUUGUCAGUCAAAAAAUAGAAGAAGCAAUGGCUCAGCAUCAUGGCAUGCUUUAUGAUAAUAUAGUGUGUCCUGUACAACCAGAUCUUGCUGUUGUAUCUGGAGCAGUAAUGUGGAGGAAAGAUCCUAGCAUAAUCCAAUCACGUGUUGCUGAUGCUACUUAUGGGAUAAAUGUUGGGCCUGUAUUCAACCCAGAAAUACAUGAUGAACAUUACAUGCAUGUUAAUAGAUGA